Molecule: messenger RNA, 2641 nt
Organism: Vigna umbellata (rice bean)
Lineage: Eukaryota; Viridiplantae; Streptophyta; Magnoliopsida; Fabales; Fabaceae
Source: RefSeq, a predicted model, not a curated record
AUGAAAGUGACACAGAUUCUGUUGGUUCUUGUUUGGUUCUUCUGCAUUUAUGCCUCUACUUCGUUUUCCGCAAAUGUCACUUACGACCAUAGAGCAUUGGUCAUUGAUGGAAAGCGCCGAGUCUUGGUAUCUGGUUCUAUACAUUACCCUCGUAGCACUCCAGAGAUGUGGCCAGACAUCAUUCAAAAGUCCAAAGAUGGAGGACUUGAUGUGAUUGAGACUUACGUUUUCUGGAACUUACACGAACCAGUUCAAGGCCAGUACAAUUUUGAAGGUAGGGCAGAUUUGGUUAAAUUUGUGAAGACAGUAGCAGCAGCAGGUCUAUAUGUGCACCUCCGGAUUGGUCCAUACGCAUGUGCUGAAUGGAACUACGGUGGUUUCCCUCUUUGGCUACAUUUUAUUCCGGGAAUUCAGUUCCGAACUGAUAACAAACCAUUCGAGGCAGAAAUGCAGCGGUUCACUGCUAAGAUCGUGGAUAUGAUGAAGAAAGAGAACCUCUAUGCAUCACAGGGAGGACCAAUUAUUUUGUCUCAGGUCGAAAAUGAAUAUGGAAACAUUGAUGCGGCCUAUGGUUCUGCUGCUAAAUCCUACAUCAAAUGGGCAGCAUCAAUGGCAACAUCUUUUGAUACAGGGGUUCCUUGGGUAAUGUGCCAACAGGAUGAUGCUCCUGACCCAAUUAUCAACACGUGCAAUGGAUUUUACUGUGAUCAAUUCAAACCAAACUCUCUCUCAAAACCAAAAAUGUGGACUGAGAACUGGAGUGGAUGGUUUCUUUCAUUUGGUGGUGCUGUGCCUUACAGACCAGUGGAAGAUCUUGCUUUUGCUGUGGCGCGCUUUUACCAGCUAGGUGGAACUUUUCAGAAUUACUAUAUGUACCAUGGAGGGACUAAUUUUGGCCGAAGUGCUGGUGGACCUUUCAUUUCUACUAGUUAUGAUUAUGAUGCUCCAAUUGAUGAGUAUGGAACUAUUAGACAGCCUAAGUGGGGUCACCUUAAAGACUUGCAUAAGGCCAUUAAACUUUGUGAAGAAGCACUGACAGCUACUGAUCCAACGAUUACAUCUCUUGGACCAAAUAUAGAGGCUGCAGUUUACAAGACAGGAUCUGCCUGUGCUGCCUUCCUUGCCAACAACGAUGACACAUCUGAUGCAAAUGUGACCUUCAAUGGAAAUUCAUAUGACCUUCCCGCGUGGUCUGUCAGCAUCUUACCAGACUGCAGGAAUGUAGUGCUUAAUACUGCAAAGAUUAGUUCUGUAUCUACAAUUUCAAGCUUCACAACUGAACCUUUAAAAGAAGAGAUUGGUUCUUCGGAUGAUUCUUGCUCAGGAUGGAGUUGGAUUAGUGAACCUGUUGGCAUUUCAAAGGCUGAUUCAUUCUCAAAAUUUGGGCUACUGGAGCAAGUAAACACAACUGGUGAUAGAAGUGAUUACUUGUGGUACUCAUUAAGCAUCGAUCUUGAUGCUGUUACUCAAACUGUCCUUCACAUUGAAUCCCUUGGUCAUGCUCUUCAUGCUUUCAUAAAUGGGAAGCUUGCAGGCAGUGGAACGGGAAACAAAGUCAAAGUAGACAUCCCCGUCCCACUAGUGGCUGGGAAGAACACAAUUGAUUUACUGAGUUUAACUGUUGGGCUCAAGAACUACGGAGCAUUUUUUGACACAGCGGGUGCAGGAAUCACUGGCCCUGUGAUACUGAAAAGUUUGGCCAAUGGUAGCUCUCUUGAUCUGUCCUCCCAGAAUUGGACAUAUCAGAUAGGUCUUAAAGGUGAAGAUUUGGGGCCAUCUAGUGGCAGUUCUGGCCAGUGGAAUUCACAAUCUACUUUACCGACAAACCAAACAUUGAUUUGGUACAAGACAAACUUUGCUUCCCCCUCUGGUAGUAAUCCAGUUGCAAUUAACUUGACGGGGAUGGGAAAAGGUGAGGCUUGGGUGAAUGGACAGAGCAUUGGGAGAUACUGGCCUACAAAUGCUUCUCCAAAUGAUGGUUGUACUAAUUCCUGCAAUUAUAGAGGAGCCUAUCAAGCAUCCAAAUGUCUCAAGAACUGUGGAAAGCCAUCACAAACAUUAUACCAUGUACCACGAUCAUGGUUACAACCUGAAAGCAACACACUUGUUUUGUUUGAGGAAAUUGGAGGCAACCCUGAGCAAAUCACUUUUGCUACAAAACAGAUUGCAAGUGUGUGUUCUCAUGUAUCUGAAUCUCACCCUCCUCAUGUAGACUUGUGGAAUUCAGAUGCAGAAUCAGGAAGAACAGUAGGGCCUGUACUGUUACUGGAAUGCCCUUAUCCUAAUCAGGUGAUCUCCUCCAUUAAAUUUGCAAGUUUUGGAACACCUCAAGGGACUUGUGGAAACUUUAAACAUGGAAACUGCAGUAGCAAUAAGGCUCUAUCCGUUGUGCAGAAGGGCUGCAUUGGAUCAAGCAGUUGUAGAAUUGAACUAUCAAUUAAUACGUUCGGAGAUCCAUGUAAAGGAGUGGCAAAGAGUUUAGCUGUUGAAGCUUCUUGUGCAUAGACAUGAUGCUUCAAGCCCACUUAUUAGUCUGUAUUUGGCUUAAUAACACUCUGCACACUCUCACAGGUCUCGUAGACUCAUGGUUAGAAAUUAUUCUUCAUUAUUUAAAUGUUAAAUGGCUUUGUGGUAGUGAACU